UCUUAUUUUGAGUUAUUUGCAACCUCUUUUUUAGUUUAGUAGACAGUGCAGAAAAGCAGGAUGAGCAACAGUAAUCAAAAUAACAUGUUCUGAGAGCAGAACAUAAUUGUUUACGAGAUCGCUCAUUUAAACAAUUUACAUAUCAAUAUAAAAAACUUAAUCUUGCUCUAGCCUUUUUGAUGACAGAAUUGGCAACAUUCUCACAAUUGGCGAGGUACAAAUUACGAAUGUAUGUAUGCUAAGUAGUACAUAGUGUGAACUGGCAAUUAAUGGGGUCACUUGCGCACUAUGGUUGACCAGAAGGGGUCCCAUUUCCGGAGGCCGAAGGCCAAGGGAAAUAGAAUCCUUCAGUCGCGUCACAAGCCUGAGGGGUACGGUCGAUUAUGCUAGUUGAUGCAGUGUGGCGUUUUAUGCCGUAUGAUGUUUCGUGCAUUCCAUAUGUGACACGGAAAAAAAUCGCCCUACGUGCGCGUACAGCCACAAAGGACUUUCCAAUACUCUCUAGCUCUACGGACACUGCACUCUGCAGACUCAGGCUCGAGUUCUGUCAUCCAUGUUCUAUUGAAAUCCAUCUCAACAUUCGAUAGGAACAAGCUGGCUUCGGAUGACCAGUUGCCUUGAUUUUGAACUUACAUUUUACACGGGACUCCCUGUCCAGGAUGAAGUUCGAUAUCAUUUUGAACCACGUGGGCACCUUUGGUACCUACCAACGACGUAUUUAUUUUGUCAUGACGUUAGUGGCCAUUCCUUCCGCUCUGCACACUUUUAGUCCGGUGUUUCUGAGCGCUAAGACCGAUCACUGGUGCACCGCGCCGGAACUCAUCCGCUACCGGGACAACUGCAGCUCUUUGCCUCUUGACGACCCCGAUCAAUGCUCAGCUUUCUUGAAGAGCAUUAGCAUUCCAAAAGAGGUGGACACCGAAUCGGGCAAGAUCUCUUACUCCCAGUGUCGGCGAUUUAAUCUGACUGGUUUAGACGUGGUAACUGACAGCGGAAUUCUGCUUUCACAACCUUUGAUCUUGACUGGUGAUGAGGAAGAUGACGGUGUUACUUUUACAUAUGAGGAUGCAAAAAGUUCUAUCUACAACCAGACUUUGGAAGAGGAUGAAGCUAUCCAAGUUAUCCCAUGUGAUAAAGGAUGGGAGUAUGACACGUCACAAUAUAGCAGCACAACAAACCAUCAGUAUGAACUAGUAUGUGAGAGAGCCAGGCUCAUCAAGUAUGCUCAAUCCGCCUUUUUUGCUGGAAUGUUGAUUGGCUCCUUUCUUAUUGGAUUAUUAGCCGACUGGAUUGGUAGAAAACCAACAUUCUUCAUUUGUUUGGUUGCUUCAUUUCUGGCCGGUAUUGCCCAAGCAUUUGCACCCAAUCUGGCUGUUUUUAUCGUGGUCCGUUUCAUAGUGGCACUCUUUAAAUGGGGCCUGUACACAAUGGCUUUUGUAAUCGGCACUGAGUUUGUUGGUCCGUCCAUCCGAGCAUUUGCUGGACAAUUCAUCAACAUCUACUACGCGAUAGGCUACAUGUUGCUAGCUCUUUUUGCUUACUUAAUUCGUGACUGGAAGAUGCUGCAGCUAGCUCUCACGAUGAUCUAUGUUCCUUUUAUCUUUCUCAUUCCAGUUCUCCCUGAAUCCGCUCGCUGGUUGAUGUCUCGUAACCGAAAUGAAGAUGCUGAGAAGAUCGUGCGAAAGAUGGCAAAGGUUAACAAGGUGGAACUUCCAGCAGAUCUAUUUGAAGAGGACAAGAACCAGGAGGAGCAACCCGAGAUCACUGUCAUUCGUAGAUACACCUAUCUGGAUUUAGUUCGCACUCCCAACAUGUGCUGCAAAACCAUCAACAUACUGUUUUGUUGGUUUGUCAACAACAUGGUAUACUAUGGGAUAUCUCUGAGUACCUCAGAUUUGGGUGUAGAUCAUUACCUUGCUGCAUUUGUUGCCGGUGCUGUUGAAAUACCAGCCUAUAUCAUGGCAAUACUCUCCAUGCAGUAUAUUGGUCGUCGUUUGCCACUUUGUCUUUACCUUGUGGCUAGCGGAAUCGCCUGCGUAGGAGCCACUCUCUUUUCCCCUGGAGCUGGUCGAGCAACUGUUGCCAUGAUAGGAAAGUUCUUUAUAACUACAACAUUUGGGAUGAUAUACACCUAUUCUGCUGAGAUCUAUCCAACACAACUCAGGAGUCAAGGUAUGGGCUUGUCUUCCAUGAUGGCCCGUAUCAGUGGCAUUAUCUGUCCUUUCAUCUUAGAACUAGGUGCUGUCUGGUUCUCUUUGCCUUACUUCAUCUUUGGUGCUUUCUCCAUCUCCUCUGGUCUCCUCUUACUCUUCCUGCCGGAGACAAGAGGCAAACCCUUGCCAGAAACUGUGGAGGACGCUGAAAGAGUUGGGAAGGGAAAUAUUUGUCGCUGUCUUCGUAAAAGUAGAGAAGAAACAAAUGAUGGAGACGCCAGCAUGGAUAAAGGGCGGUACAAGUCUGUGCCUAAACAGGAACCAGCAAAUCAUGAUGGAAGUCAAGAAAUAGCAACAGAGAAAGUGUGAGACUGGAACACACUACAUAGUGGUCAGUUUGAUGUUCCUGGAAAGAAAUUCCAUUAUAUUUACUUAUUGUAGUUAGUGUCAGUAAGCAGUUAGUUUGGUAACUUUCUUUUUUACCCCGUAACUGAGCCCAGCUAUCUUAAUUUAGACAUUAGCUUUUCCUUAAAUCUUGGAAAAGCUCAGCAGUUCCACAUGACACCUUCCAAAUCCUUGACACAAGACGCUGAAGGUUGUGAAGACCAGAGUCAUCAGGUACAGUGUUUAAUGAAUCGUGUCCUGACUCUGGUCAGCAGCUGGCAUAUACACUGUGACAAGUUAGUGCAGUAAGCCCUCCUGUAUCUGUCUGGUUCAUUUCCGUUUGCCUGUUCAUUAUUAUCUUACAUCACAUCUGGAAGAGGCCCCUAAUCAUCUACUUCCACUGAUUAGGACCAUGUCAUUAUGACAAAACAACCGAAAGUAAGAAGAUAAAUUUCAACCAGAGUUUACUCUCUUGCCCAAACCCCACGAACUCAAAGAGUUAAGUUGAUAAUCCCACCUACUCUUAAUCUGUUAAAAACUGCAUCCUGCACCUCCAAUGCUUUGGUGUUAACCCUAACAGUCCUCGAUCCUUCACCUGUUGGAGGACUGAGGACUGUGGUACAGUGUGUAGCCCUACAAAAGCAUUAUAGAAGUUUGUGUUCAGUCACAAUUUGGAGCUAGCCCUUUGCCACUAUCAGAAUAAUUUGUUACUAGAGGCAUAUUGUAGUGUUCAGCAUAUAUUUAAACCCCCAAUCCUUAAGUGUCAUUUGUAAUGAUUUGAGUACAUAAUUUGAGAUCACUGCCAAUAAUCAGUCAGUGAUAUUUCAUUUUAGGUGUUGUGUAAUGGGAAGUGAUGUUUGUACAUGUACUUCACUCCAUUUUACAUGCUUGUGUUCUCAAAGCACACACUUCUAGAAAUGGCACAGUGCCUGAAUUCUCGGUUUCACAAUGGAUUAGUCUGACAAAGAGAUCAGCAGUGUCAAUGAAUAGAUGUUGGAGUGUUGAUUUUCAAAGGACAACAACCAGAAUCAGAGACUUCCAAAGUACACACAGCCAUAAGGGAUUGUGAACUUAAGCAAAAAGCCACUACAAAGUGCAUGUAACAAAGCAAUAGCUACAUGCACUCAACAAAGCAUGGCUUCACUGUCGAGGCCUUCUUUCAUACAGGUACACAACAGUUCUGCAUUGAUAAUACCAACAGUAACUUACCACAAGUGCUGUGAGAUAUUCCAGUGUAGUUUCUGGGGGGGGCAUGCCCUCAUUUGAAAUCUCUGAACAAUGUCCAUUGUAAUGCAGCUGCAGCUAAGUUUCAAAAUUUAGCCCUAGUUACACCAUGGUACAUUUCUAGAGGCUGGUACUUCAUUUUUUAAUGUCAUAAAUAACAUUUAAAUCUUUUUGAUUUAGUUUUACGUCUGAACUUUCUAAACUCUUAAAAAUCAGUUGAAUUUUAUUACAAUGCUGCUUUAUACAGCCAUGAUAUUUUUCCUAUUUUUCUAACAUUCGAGAUUUUUUAUUUGUUUGUGUUUCCACUGUUGUCAAUCUUCUCUACUACAGCCAAGCUACUUAUGGGGUUCCACAGGGAAUGCAUAAUUUCCUAUAUUUUGUUCAGGGGCAAAUGACAUUCCUGUUUUACAUUUCUGAGUGGUCUCAUAUUAUUUUAACCUUUGCUUAAAAAGGUGAAUUUGUUGAUGAAUUUUUUUAGAAAUAUUUUUGUAGAUAAAUUUGUGAACUUUUGCUGGUAUAAAUUAAAUUAGUAAAUUAGAUUGGUUCAACACUCACUGGAACUCAUGGAAAUUGGAGAUAUUGUGCAUGGUGAAUUAGAAUCUAAGAACUGGCUAGAAUUUAGUGAUGAACAGAUGUGUGAAGUUGCAUUGGAGAAGACAAAAUUGUCAUGGAAUGCUUUCUUUGCAGAAGCAAGGUAAAACUUUGGUUUGCCUUGAGAAACAGGGAUUGAAGAAGGUUGCGGUAUUAAUAAGCAGAAAAAAAGUUGAGACGGGAACCUGUGUUAUUUCAGUGCCUUUGUGCAACCUCAGGCAUGUUUCAUCAUUAUAUAAAUGACUUCUCCGGAGUUUUGCGUGAUAAUUAUUUUAACCAAGAAAAGUAAAACAAUAGAAUGUGUCAUUCUGUUAUAUUAUAUUUCGCUAACUAAAUAUUGAUAGAAGGUUUAUUUGUACCAUGUAAGAAAACCACAUUUGAAGUUUUGACAUUUUUAAAGUAGAUCCAUCUAUUUUGCCAUAUUUAAUACAUAACAUUUUGUGGAUACAGGAUAUUGAAUCAGGAAUAUUACUUGGUCAUCGUAGUAUCUUGUGAUACAGGAUAUUGAAUCAGGAAUAUUACUUGGUCAUCGUAGUAUCUUUUGAUAACAGGAUAUUGAAUCAGGAAUAUUACUUGGUCAUCGUACUAUCUUGUGAUAACCGGAUACUGAAUCAGGAAUAUUACUUGGUCCUCAUAGUAUCUUGUGAUACAGGAUAUUGAAUCAGGAAUAUUACUUGGUCAUCGUAGUAUCUUGUGAUACAGGAUAUUGAAUCAGGAAUAUUACUUGGUCAUCGUAGUAUCUUGUGAUACAGGAUAUUGAAUCAGGAAUAUUACUUGAUCAUCGUAGUAUCUUGUGAUACAGGAUAUUGAAUCAGGAAUAUUACUUGGUCCUCAUAGUAUCUUGUGAUACAGGAUAUUGAAUCAGGAAUAUUACUUGAUCAUCGUAGUAUCUUGUGAUACAGGAUAUUGAAUCAGGAAUAUUACUUGGUCAUCGUAGUAUCUUGUGAUACAUUAUACUGAAUCAGGAAUGUUAUUUGAUCAUCAUCAGCCUAAAAUAUCAUAUCAGAUCUCCACACAGACAUGGACACAUCCAUUUUUGCAGCCCAUGUAUUUGGAUAAAUGCGAGCACAGCAAAGUCUCCAUCUAUGCAUGAUUGGACUUCCAGAUUUAUUUUGAGGCCCAGUACCAUUGUAUUGUUUCACUGUUGGCGGUGGAAGGAGUCAGGAAUGUUUAAAAAUAAGAGAAAUCCUGGGGUUGAGUUUAACAAUAACCGAGACAGUGUUCCCAUCCUUACUGUACCAGUGUGGACAAACCCCACACAGAAACUACAUCAUUACUCAACCAAGCAGAUCUUUUGUUUUCAAUGUAUCACUGAGAAUUUGCAUUCCUUUAGAAAAUUAUCUGUUAUGCUAAUUCUUAUUGAAAAUAGAAAAUUUAGUGAAGAGGUCAAGAAACACCUAAUCACAGUGUUUGCUGACUUAAACCCUAACCCUCCUCAAUCCUCCAACAGGUGAAGGAUUCAGGAGGGUUAGGGUGAAAUGAACAAACUUAAAUGAACAUAUUUCAAGGACUAAACGCCUAAAUUUCUAAACACUACUUUUUUCUAGAGCAGUGGAGAAAGACGUUUAUCAGUAUAAGAACACAGUUUGACAAUCCCAGCUGCUUUG
Molecule: messenger RNA, 5959 nt
Organism: Acanthaster planci (crown-of-thorns starfish)
Lineage: Eukaryota; Metazoa; Echinodermata; Asteroidea; Valvatida; Acanthasteridae
Product: organic cation transporter protein-like
Biological process (GO): transmembrane transport
Cellular component (GO): membrane
Molecular function (GO): transmembrane transporter activity
Source: RefSeq, a predicted model, not a curated record